This is a messenger RNA of Colletotrichum karsti, 1611 nucleotides long. RefSeq names its product o-methylsterigmatocystin oxidoreductase. Gene Ontology annotation, molecular function: iron ion binding; heme binding; oxidoreductase activity, acting on paired donors, with incorporation or reduction of molecular oxygen. The coding region runs from base 1 to 1611 and encodes 536 amino acids. NCBI's taxonomy places the organism in Eukaryota, Fungi, Ascomycota, Sordariomycetes, Glomerellales, Glomerellaceae. The record is from RefSeq and is a predicted model, not a curated record. The transcript is spliced from 2 exons.
AUGGCCGUUGAAUCUUGGCAACUGCUGGGCGUCCUCGCCGCCGCCUUGGUCGCCUUCAUCGCGUAUUCGCAAUCGUCGCGCAAAUCGAGUCAACUAGAGCUUCCCCCAGGCCCUAAACCACUCCCAGUCUUGGGAAAUGUAAAAGACUUCCCUCCCGAUGGCACGCCUGAGCAUCUGCACUGGCUCAAGCACAAGGAUCUCUAUGGGCCCAUCAGCUCCGUGACGGUGAUGGGCAUGACGCUCGUCAUCGUCCACGACAAGAAGAUGGCGCACGAUCUGCUGGACCAGGUGGCUAGCAAGACCUCCGGGCGCCCGUCCAUGGUCAUGGCGAAUAAGCUCUGCGGCUACGAGUCUAUCGUCGUCUGCCAGGGCUACAACCCAAUGUUUCGCCGCUAUCGCAAGUUCCUCCAUCAAGAACUUGGUACCAAGGUCUCCGCGGCGCAAUUUCGCGAUGCGCAGGAAAGCGAAGUUAGUCGUCAACUCGUGCGGGCGCUGAGAGAGCCCGAGAGAUGGUUGGAGCAUUACAAAACGACUGCUGCCGGCACUGUCUUGCAGAUGGCGUAUGGCUACAUCAUCGAACCUCAUAAACCAGAUGCCCUGGUGCAGAUGGUGGACAAGAUGAUGACGGAGUUCUCUCUUGCUGCCAGUCCGAUGGCUUGGGCUGUGGACAUCAUUCCCGCUCUGCAGUAUCUCCCCGAGAACUUUCCCGGUGCGACCUUCAAGAAGACCGCUCGCAAGUGGCGGAAGUCAAUCCAGGCGUCAGCUUAUAUUCCGUACGAGUUCGUCCAGCGCCAGAUGGCCGCAUUCACGAACAGACCUUCAUACGUUUCCAAGCUCAUUCAACAGCUCUCAACAGACGGCAAGCUCAGCCAGGAGGACGAAGAAGCCGUCAUCUGGACCGCCGCGAGUCUUUACGGUGCCGCAGCCGAUACGACGGUCAUCACUCUCACGUCUUUCACACUAGCGAUGCUCAAGUUUCCUGAGGUUCAAAGGAAAGCCCAAGCAGAGAUUGACCGGGUCGUCGGAGACAAGCGCCUUCCUUCGCUUGACGACCGUGAGAAUCUACCUUACAUAGACGCCCUGGUGAAGGAAGCCAUACGAUGGUGGGUCGUUGCGCCAAUGAGUUUCCCGCACACGACCACGGAGGAGUUCGAGUACAACGGCUACCGCAUCCCGAAGGGCGCCUUCGUCCUCCCCUCGGUGUACUGGUUCCUGCACGACCCGGAAGUCUACGCCGACCCCGACUCGUUCGAUCCCGACCGCUUCCUGGCACCACGCAACGAGCCCGAUCCUACCACAGAAGGCUUCGGGUACGGUCGCAGGAUAUGCCCGGGGCGUUUCUUCGCCGACACCAGUCUCUUUUUGAACAUGGCGCAAACCUUGGCAGCGUUCAACAUCAACAAACCGGUUGACAAGGAUGGCAAGGAAGUUGAGGUGGAUGUGAAGCCAAAGGCUGGUGUUUUGACGUACCCAACGGAGUUUCAUUUUAAGGCCACACCGAGAAGCGAGAAUCACGUCGAGUUGAUCAAGCAACUUGAGAAGAAACAUCCAUUCGAGGCAAGCGAUGCGGGGCUUCUCCAGAAUCCGGAGGACUUCGAGGUUCGAUACUAA